Messenger RNA from Pisolithus orientalis, 1515 nucleotides. Its product is annotated as kinase-like domain-containing protein. The record is from RefSeq and is a predicted model, not a curated record. Bases 1 to 1515 code for a protein of 504 amino acids. Gene Ontology annotation, cellular component: mitochondrion. Lineage: Eukaryota; Fungi; Basidiomycota; Agaricomycetes; Boletales; Pisolithaceae. The transcript has 6 exons.
AUGAAGGAUCUGGAGAGCGAACUCUUCAACUAUACUACUGGGCGUUUCCUGCAAGUCUCUUACAUCUUUGCCAACGACGCCCUUCGCCUCCGAGAGCGUAGGCGCAUCUUCGACAUCCCCGGACUCUUUAAAAUCAUUGCUGAGGCACUCCAUUGCAAGACUGAAGAGAUCGUCGGCUUUCGAAAGCUCGGAGAGGGUGGCUUCAAACGUACCUUUCUCAUCACCUUAGACACCGGCUUCCGGCUCAUAGCGCGCAUUCCGUAUCCCCUCCUGAUUCCCAAGGCGUACGCUCUCGCCAGCGAAGUCGCUACCAUGGACUUCCUUCGUUCCAAAGGCCUUCCCAUUCCCAAGGUCUACGCGUAUUCCUCUACGCCAAAGAACGAGGCCGAGACGGAAUAUAUUCUAAUGGAGUACGUUGAAGGCACCGACUUGAGCCAGAUAUGGUUCGACCUCAAGAAAGAUGAAAUUAUCUCACUUAUGGGCCAACUCGCGAAGGUCGAGUCUACUAUGAUGUCCAUCUCUUUUCCCGCUGGCGGGAGCAUCUAUUAUGCCAGAGACCUGAAGAAUCUGUCUAGGAACGAAGGCAUCCCACUCGAGGAGGACGAGGGCACCUCACCCGAGAAGGAGCGAUUCUGUAUAGGCCCUGAUGUAUCGGUACCGUUGUGGUAUGGGCGAAGGGAACAACUGGACGUAUUCCGAGAACCAUAUAAAGACGCCAAAUCGGUGCUGAGCUCGUCCUACCUCGACCGGUUCGGCUCACCGAGGGCACCUUACCAACGCUUCCGAAGGGAGUACUAUAACUACAAGAAGCAGCCACCGUCGGACCACGCCGAGAACCUUCAUCGCUACCUCCGUCUCGCACCGUCUCUCGUGCCAGACGAUGACUCCCUCAGCGCUUUCUGCAUCCGCCACCCCGACCUCACCGACAGCAAUCUCAAGGUUUCGACAGAUUCCAGCGGCUUGCAGAUCCUUAGCAUGUUGGACUGGCAGCACGCCACUAUCCUGCCCCUCUUCGUCCUCGCCGGUAUGCCCGACGUCAUCCAGAACGAAGAGGACGAAGUCUCUCGAAGGAUGGUCAAGCCUAAACUACCGGACGACUUCGACAAGCUAGCGGAAGAAAAGCAAGAAUGGGAGAUGGAACUCUUCCGUCGUCGUCUUGUUCACUAUCAUUACAUCGUGAGCACAGCGACGUACAACAGGAUCCACCGUCAAGGGUUUUGUCUACCCGUGUUUGGCUGGGAGAGUUUUGCGAAGGACGGCACACCUUGUCCGGUCGUGUUUACGGAGGACAAGAUAGCUGCGGCGAGGAUGCUGAGGGACAAUGUCGGCUGCGGGGAGGAGACUUGGGUGCCCGUCACUCAGUACGAGGAAGCCAAGGCAAUCGGUCAGGACAUAAAGCGGAGAACAUUAGAGGCAUUCGCGGAGGACGAAGAGACGACGGAGGAGGCAUACGCUAUGAUCGAGGCGAACUGGCCCUUGGACGAUAUGGACGAAGAGUUAGAGGAGUACAAGUAA